Molecule: messenger RNA, 818 nt
Organism: Aspergillus piperis CBS 112811
Lineage: Eukaryota; Fungi; Ascomycota; Eurotiomycetes; Eurotiales; Aspergillaceae
Product: putative BYS1 domain protein
Exons: 1
Coding region: 110-592 (160 amino acids)
Source: RefSeq, a predicted model, not a curated record
UAUAAACCCACCCUUCCUCCCUCCAUCCAAAUCCUAUCCCAUCAUCCAACAAUCCACACACAACAACACCUUCCCAUCAAACCCACUCAAAUCACUACUAUUACCAGAAAUGCAUCUCACCACCAAAUCCCUCCUCUCCUUCCUCCUCCCCCUCCUCCCCCUAACCGCCGCCACGGGCUCCGCCAUCGUGCAAAACAACUGCACCUCCCCCAUCUACCUCUGGUCCGUGGGCGGCUCCGUCAGCAGCAUGCAAACCAUCGACCCGGGCUCCAGCUACAGUGAGGCCUUCUACUACGAUUCGACCUCCGGUGGCGUCGCCCUGAAGAUCACCACCACGGAGAACGGUCUGUACAGCGGCGCUCCGCAGACGGAUUACGCCUACACUUUGGAUACCUCCUCGGGCAACGUGUUUUAUGAUAUCUCGGAUGUCUAUGGCGAUCCGUUCUCGGGCAGUGUCGUUAGUCUCGUCUCGAGUGAUGCUAGCUGCCAGAGUGUUUGUUGGGCUGGGGGUGUGCCCCCUGCUGGAAGUGUCGUGAGGAGUUGUCAGGAUGAGGCGGAUGAGAUCUUGACGGUUUGUGCAGAUAGUUGUUAGAGUUGGCUGAGUAUUGUUGGGUUGGGGGUUUAAAGUGAUGUUGUUAUUUGUGUUGACUUGGGGAUGGAAUUCAUUGAUUGAUUAAUUGAUUGUGGGAUAUCUGGAGGAGUGUGUGUAGAUAUGUCACUAGCUGAAUUGAUUGAUUGUAUGCCAUGUCAUGAUCACGGAGAUUAGUAUAGAGUAGGGCAAGAUUUUAUUACAUGAUAGUAGUUUGUUUCAUUGGAAA